GUCCCUCUUCUGUUCUACCUCAGGGUAAAAAAUGAGAAUUGUGUGGAGUGGACCAUCGAAGGAGCCUGGAUGCUACUGGAACAGCGAGUGGAGCACAUGGUGCCCGCCUUCCUGGGUAGAGACCCCACCUACCUCUGCACAUUCUUGGGAACGUAGAGAGCUUUUGCUACCACCCAACAGGUCCUGGACCUACUGUUUAAGAGAUAUAGCUGCUUCCAUCCUGACGCUGAGGAGGAUGGCAGACCCCGGGAGCAGGAGAAAAUGUGAGUAGGCUGUACCCAUGCUGGCGGGCCUUCCGUCUCCAAGAGGGCAGUGCUGAGACUGUGCGUGGGAGGGGCUGCAGGGCCCAGCAUCCCACACAUCUGAGAGUCCUGUGAGAGGGCAAAGGUCUGAGGGCUUCUCCCUGGAAGCAAGGUAAGGGGUCCUGUCCUGUAGGUUAGAGGAUAGGUUGUGGGCACAGUGAAACAGAAAAGGGCGCCAGAGGACAGAGUCAGCCCCUUAGAGAGCCCAACCCCUUCCCUUCCCACUCACAGGCUUGCCUCCACCCCAUAUGGGAGCCCAGAAUAAAGGUUUUGGGGAGCAUCACGCUCACCACCUUGUGGAACAUCAAUAGUGUGUGCUUGUUUAGCAAGGGUUCAGGAGACACAGUGAGGGCUCAAGGACCACAUAUCACCCACACCAUGGGAGACCAGUGUCAGUGGAAGGACACUCACACGUGCACUGAGUGAAUGAGUCACCAUAUAGGCACAGGUCGUCAUGUUUAAGGUAUGAGGAGGGUCCAAAAAGCCCAAGUAAGAGACAGAGUCCCUUUGUCCCGUAUUUGUUCGGAUUUUCAUAGAGCGCUAGUAUAUUCAGUGAAGGCACUGACUCAUCCUGGCACCACCCCUCCACUCACGCAUGGAAUUGAAUUGUAGCGGGAGGUAGGGAGGGGGACACACCAAAGAGUAUGUCUGGCUUCCCCAAGAAGGACAGAGACGACCACAUCAUUGGUUAAGGGGUUCGCGUCAAAUAGAAUUUUGACAGUCCCUCUUCAGUGAUCAGGACUCUCUCAGGCAGGACUUCUUCCAAAUCACAGGUGGACAAGGUGUAGGGACAGCCUCUGGACAUCCAGGAUCAGGAGGCAAGGAUGCCAGGUCCCACAGAGGUGUCCUGAGACAUCAGAGUGUUAGGAACACCCCAUGUUGAUUGUUCUGGCCACUUUUGUAUCCCCAGGGCCUUCUCCAUACUGGGCACCUGGCUGGACCAGUACCCCCAGGAUUUUUUCCAGCCCCCACAUUUCAUCAGGCUGAAGAUGCUGCAGGCAUAUGUAGGGGUCCACAUUCCAGGCUCCGAACUGCAGUGCUGUGCCCGCCUUCUCUGCUCAUCGCGGAGAAACCGUGAGCCCAAAGAGCCAGAGUCUUGGGGUGAGGAGGACUCUGAAUGGGAGAUGCGGGCAUAUGGAGGGGAUGGGGUAUGCCACACAGAGCACAUUUCCUGAGGCUGCGGCUGGGCUAGAAGCAGUGCGUAGUAUCAGAUCACUGUUCGAUUAGCAUGCCAUCUGGGGAGAAUUCCUCCUGAUGGGUUGUUGGACUCAGAUGACAAUGUCUGCGGGAGAGGUUUCCUUUAUUAGGAAUGGCCCUGGAAUGGCAAUCACAGUGAUGACAGUUUCAAUUCUUGAAGCUAAGGCACAAAUUCCAGGGCAAGAUCCAGACGUCCCUCAGGAGCUAGCACCUGAUAUCUCUGUGGUGCCCGCUGCAGCUUCGCAGCCCAAGUUGGCUGAAGACACCACUCACCCUGGAGCUCAGCAAUUAGAAGAAUCAGUGACCCUCCAUGCAGCAUCCCUGCCAGUGCAGGUGUUAGUCGCAGCACUAAUUCACUGUCAGGAGCUGGAAGAGCCACCUGCCCCCUUGGUGGACCCAGAACCUGAGAAGCUUCCAUCCCCAGCUGUUGGGGUCAUGGAAGGGCUGGAGCAACCACCUGCUGCAGCUUCGCAGCCCAAGCUGGCUGAAGACACCACUCAUCCUGGAGCUCAGCAAUUAGAAGAAGCAGUGACCCUCCCUACAGCUUCACCACAAGUGCGGGUGGUAGUCCCAGUUUUGAUUCACUGUCAGGAGCUGGAAGAGCCACAUGUCCCUUUGGAGGACCCAGAAGUUGAGCAGCCUUCAGCCCCAGCUGUCGGGGUCGCGGAAGGGCUGGAUCAACCACCUGCUGCAGCUUUGCAGCGCAAACUGGCUAAGGACACCACUCAUCCUAGAGCUCAGCACAUAGAAGAGUUGAGCCUCCCUGCAGCAAACCCACCAGUGCAGGUUGUAGUCCCAGCUCUGAUUCACUGUCAGGAGCUGGAAGAGACACCUGCCCCGUUGGUGGACCUACAGCCUGAGCGGCCUCCAGCCCCAGCUGGCGGGGGCAUGGAAGGGCUGGAGCAACCACCUGCUGCAGCUGAGCAACCAGCCUUAGCUCCCGAGCAGCGGCUCAUGUUGGCUGCAGCCCCAAAGGAUGAAUUCCCUUCCGCUGUCAUUGCAGUCUUCGUAAUUUUUGUGGUUUGUAUAGAGAUAUUUAACGGCCUUAUGUAUUUUCUUUGUAAAUAAAACAUAA
This is a messenger RNA of Neofelis nebulosa (Clouded leopard), 2574 nucleotides long. RefSeq lists its product as uncharacterized. The record is from RefSeq and is a predicted model, not a curated record. NCBI's taxonomy places the organism in Eukaryota, Metazoa, Chordata, Mammalia, Carnivora, Felidae. The coding region runs from base 1557 to 2567 and encodes 336 amino acids. The transcript is spliced from 2 exons.